This is a messenger RNA of Cyclocybe aegerita, 1449 nucleotides long. Lineage: Eukaryota; Fungi; Basidiomycota; Agaricomycetes; Agaricales; Hemipholiotaceae. The record is from the annotation of a GenBank genome assembly.
AUGAAGAACAUCUUACUCGGCCUGAAACUUUUCCUCUUGUCCGCCACUGCGGUCACAGCGACCAGGCCGACUCGUGCUUCACGAGCGUGUAGGCUGAUCGAGUCUGCACUUCCUGGAAAGGUCUUCUACCCUGGAACGGAAAUCUAUGCGGCAGAUAUGAGCCACUUCCAAUCAUCUGCAGAACAGAACUCCACUUGUUCUGUCAACCCUGAUUCCACUGCAGACCUCUCGACAAUUAUCAGGAUUAUUGGACGUGAUGACAUUCGCUCACCUUUCGCAGUCAAAAGCGGUGGGCAUGCUACCAACCAGGGAUUCAGCUCAACCACUGGGGUUCUUAUUUCGAUGGCGAGCUUUACCUCGGUCGUCUACGACCAGGAUGCUGGUACCGCGUCGUUUGGAACUGGUCGCUCCUGGGAUGAAAUCUACACUAUCCUAGAACAAUACAACGUAACAGUUGCUGGGGGCAGGGUGCCUGGCGUUGGUGUUGGUCUGAUCCUCGGAGGAGGUUUUAGCUGGAUUGCGGACCAGUACGGUCUCGGCGUUGAUAAUGUUGUUUCCUUCGAUCUGGUCAUGCCAAACGGAACGUUUGUCACCGUUAGUGACACCAGCUAUCCCGAGGUCCUCUUCGGCUUGAAAGGAGGAUUAAACAACUUCGGAAUUGUCAGUUCAGUGACUAUGUAUGCCCGCCCCAUAGGAGCUGUUUGGGGUGGAGUUAUCAACUACGCCCCUUCUGCUCUAGUCUCACAAGCUGUGGCGGAUUUCAGCUUACACAAUACUGAUCAUAAAGCUCAGCUUGCUGCAGCCUAUGUUCAGACCGGCUCUGGUCAGGCCAUAUGGCAAAUAAUAUUCUUCUACGACGGAGGAUUCGUACCACCCGUUUACCAGCCAUUCUUGGAUAUUCCAGCCCUUGAGAGCAACGUCGGUGUCCGCGCGUUCUCUGACUUGUUGGCGACUAUCAAUGUCGUCGCGACAAAUUCCGGAGGAUUCUCAAACGUGGUGCCCAUUGUGCAGUAUACCCUCCCCAUCAUCGACGAAAUUCAAAGACAAAUCAAUAUUACCUACCAAGAAGCCGUUGACGACAACCGCUCUGUCAUCGCCGUCUUGUUGGGCGUUGAGCCAUUCCUCGGCGCCUUCAAUUACGAAACGCGCUCUGCAUACCCUCACUCGCCCGACCGCCAGGUUACGCCAUGCAACCCUUGGAUCACGUUCUCCGACAAUGCUGAUGCGGAUUAUUUCCAUGCCCUCUUGCGGAAGAUGUCCGACGCCAUUCAGGCUUUCGCUGUCGCGCAAGGACAGAGCCGAUGGGACGACAUCCAUUACCCGAACUAUGCUCUCGCUGACACUCCGCUCAACCUCCUGUAUGGAUCUAACGUCCCCCAGUUGAAGCGGUUACGACGAGCUGUGGACCCCAAGAAUAUUAUGGGACUGACUGGAGGUUAUAAGUUUUGA